UCAUUAUGUAGAUUCUAAAAUAGUUAGUAGUACUUUAACGCCUUUGACGUAAAUAGUUUAGUGGUGUUCAACUUCACUUGUGUUAAUGUAGUGGUCUCCCCUGACAGAAGAAGCACCAACGACUUUGAAAGAUUAUGGUACUUGGAGAGUGACAAAGGCAAGAACAUGGUGCGUUUAUCAUUACCAAAAUUUGCUAUUAAUUAUGCACGGAGACAAAAGUAUAUGAGGGAAAAGCAUGGACACUACCAAAUCAAUGGAAAAUCAGUGAAUGGACCUAGAAUACUUACAAAAAAGGGCAUACAAAUAGAAAACCCCCAGACGUAUAUUCACCCUCCAAAACCAGAAUGGAAACCGACACGUAAACUGCCAAAUGACUUUAGACUUCAACGUUUUAUAAAACCUAAGAAAGAAGAACAAAAAACGUCGUGGAAUGUGCUUCCUGAAGUCAAUUUUACAGAAGGGCUUGAUCAAGCUUGCUUGCUUACAAAAACCCAAGGAUUUCAUGAACUACCGAAACAGGUGCAAAAUUUGAUGGGAAAAUAUUCUGUUCAAAAUCAAGAUGAAUGUGUUAAAGAGGCCAUUAGUCGUUCUCAGAUAUGGGACAGUACAGUAGAGAAGCUCCCAAAAUAUAGAGACUUGGCAAACGUGGGUUUUCGAUACCCUCGAAUGUAUGGAAUUCCAGAUAAAACAUCAGCACAAGUAUUGUUGACGAGGUUCCUCCAUAUGUGUCAAUCAAUGUGUCUUCAAUUCUCAGAGCUAGCGACAGAUCGGAGAGUCAUAUACAAACCUGCUACCGAGACAAUGUAUAAUUUCAGAGGAGAAAAAAUAUAUAUCAAAUUUACCAAUGACUUCAUGAUUUGUGGCUAUAACCCUUUGUCACAACCUGGUGAUAAAAGGAUGAUUCAAGAGUCAAUCAACCACAACCUGCAUGAUAUGUACCCUAUACUUCCUACAGUGGACCUUCAACCAAUAGCAGAAAACAAGUUUAUUAAUAAUGGAGUCUUUAAAGAACAAAAGCUUCCCUGGUCAAAUCCACAGAUUUCAUUCAGAGUUAACCCAACUGGACGUCCUAAAAAAUAUCAGGGUUAUAACCUAAUGACAACAUUUGGGCUGGCUUUAACUGAAGCUAGGAAUAAAUACAAUAUUGAAAACACUCCAUUGGAUAUACCAAUUACACUCAUUAAUAUCAACUUGAGCUUCGACACUAUCAAUUUUCUUGUGUUUCAAUUAAACACAAUGGACUUUCAGAAUGAAGAUGGAAUAAAGAACUUUGCAUGGUUUGAUAGUGAAAAAUUGUUCACAAAGACCUAUUGUCAGCCAUGGCUUGAGCCACGUGUAAACGGUCAACUUGUGUUUAAACCGCCAGAAUUCAGUGACUACAAUAAAAAAGCCUUUGAGAAAUUUUUAGCUCUGUAUUUGUAUGAUUAUGACAAACCUAAUGCUUUGUGAAUAAAACUAAAUGUCAUGCUUUUGACUGGAAAGAGUUAACACAAAAAUG
This is a messenger RNA of Ruditapes philippinarum (Manila clam), 1498 nucleotides long. Its product is annotated as large ribosomal subunit protein mL37-like. The record is from RefSeq and is a predicted model, not a curated record. The transcript is spliced from 9 exons. Lineage: Eukaryota; Metazoa; Mollusca; Bivalvia; Venerida; Veneridae. Gene Ontology annotation, cellular component: mitochondrion. The coding region runs from base 166 to 1449 and encodes 427 amino acids.